Messenger RNA from Rhipicephalus sanguineus (brown dog tick), 1518 nucleotides. RefSeq lists its product as uncharacterized. Lineage: Eukaryota; Metazoa; Arthropoda; Arachnida; Ixodida; Ixodidae. The record is from RefSeq and is a predicted model, not a curated record. The transcript has 2 exons. Bases 328 to 1518 code for a protein of 396 amino acids.
AGUGUGCUGCCACACUUCAGUAUGCCUGGAUCUUGAUGUGCUCCGAAGUGCAAGUCGAACUACGAUGCGAAGUGUUCAAGUGUACGGGUCUACAGGUUCCCUAGUGACCCGCAGCGGAGAGCGGCGUGGACAAAGGCUGUUUCUCGUGAACAUUUUGCGCCUUCUAAACAUACAGUGCUCUGCGAGAAACAUUUCGCUCCAACGGACUUCGUCAGAACGGCAACAUACACGGACGCGCAGACCGGCAAGGUGAUUGAAGUGCCUCUGGAACGCGUUCGCCUAAAAGAAACCGCAGUCCCCAGCGUGUUCGCCAAGUGCCCCAAGUAUAUGUCACGUUCUACACCGUCCGCUCGAGAGGCACCCGAAGAAAAGAAAGCCCGAUUAGAAGCGGCAUCGUUGCGAACAGCUAUUGAGCUUUCUGUAGCUGCAGAAGAAGAAGAAAACCGGAAGAACAAAGUCGGCAGUUUCGCGGAGUUUUGCCGUGCUCUUUCAAACUUUUCGGUGUCGGAAUUCUGGACCGUAAUCAUCAAGGACUCAAAGGUUCUGUUUUUGGACCUAGCACUUGACCGUGCCCCCGCUGUGCGUAGUUCAGUGACUGUGUCAGUCGACUUGCGCAUUAACGUGUUUAUCGGAGAAGCCAGCAUCGAGAACCUUCCCAGUGUCAAUGUGCCUUCACCUUUCCGAGACCUCAGGCAACUAAAUGAAGUAUUGCAGUCUGUUGAGCUACUACAGGUGAGCGGCUCUGCUGAUGACAGCCAAAAAGCUCACCGUCUUCUGGAAAUUGUGUUGAUGCUGCUGCAGGAUGUGUGCAGUGAGUACCAGUUGCAAGAAUGGCAUGGAUGGCAAUUGGAAGUACUCAAAUUUGUAAGCAGCCAAUUGGAACUUAUUUUGAAAAAUUCUCCACGCUACUCUCCAGAAAUGCUUGUUUUUGCAGGGCUGCUGUUUACCAUAUCAUCGCAUGCUUAUAACUUCGUCCGAAGCUCAAUGAAAGUGAAAUUACCCCACCCUGCUACCAUAAGGCGCCUAUGUUCAUCCUAUCACGUGAGCCCUGCCCUAGAGCAGCACGACUCUUCUUUCCUUAACUACGCCAACUCGAUCUUAAAUCUGAUGAAAGAGCACGAACGAACUGUGACUUUGAUGAUGGAUGAGAUCCAUUUAAAAGCAUACUUUGACUACAAAGAUGGAUUCAUCGCAGGUGCUGCUGCCAACAAUUCUUGUCCAGCUAAAACAGCUCAUGUUUUCAUGGUGCAGAGCGUUCUCUCAAAUCAUAAAGAGGUUGUUCAUAUUAUGCGAGUGGCCCAGAUUGAUGCAAACACUUUGCAUGAAUUCUUAAGAAAGCUAAUCACUGACCUAGAGUUAAUAGGAUUCAGAGUUAUAGCAGUUGUCUCGGACAAUAAUUCAAUAAAUCGGAAAGCAAUGAAGUUUUUUGCGAACCCUCCUAAGCAAAGCAUUGUGUACCAGCAUCCAGCUGAUCCGUCUCGGCCACUAUUUUUUAUUUUAGACACGUUCAUGUCUUGA